Molecule: messenger RNA, 1701 nt
Organism: Fonsecaea nubica
Lineage: Eukaryota; Fungi; Ascomycota; Eurotiomycetes; Chaetothyriales; Herpotrichiellaceae
Exons: 2
Coding region: 1-1701 (566 amino acids)
Biological process (GO): amino acid transmembrane transport
Cellular component (GO): membrane
Molecular function (GO): amino acid transmembrane transporter activity
Source: RefSeq, a predicted model, not a curated record
AUGGAGAAAACGGCCGACUUCCAUCUCACCUCUGGUUCCGACUCUCCAGAUAACCUUCCAAUUGACUACAAUGAGGUCAACAAGAUUGAGGCCCGACGGGGUUCCAAGGUCAACGAAGCCACCGAUGUCUUUGGCGACAUCGCCACCGCCGAGGAAUAUGGCUAUGUCUCACGCGGACUGAAAUCUCGUCACAUCCAGUUCAUUGCUCUUGGUGGCACUAUCGGCACUGGUCUGUUCUUGGGAAUUGGCCGUGCUUUCCUCCAAGCCGGUCCGCUGUCGGUCCUCCUGGGCUAUACCUUCACUGGUCUGGCUGUCUUCGCCAUGAUGAUGUCUCUGGGUGAGAUGGCCACAUGGCUUCCGCUUCCUGGUGCCAUUCCACAAUUCUGCGCUCGUUAUGUCGAUGAUGCCAUGGGGUUUGCUGUUGGCUGGAACAAUUGGUACUCUUGCGCCAUCACACUUUGCGCCGAAAUCUCAGCAGCAUCGAGCGUCAUCCAGUUCUGGCCUGGCGCUCGAGAUGUCAACGUGGCAGCCUGGAUCUCCAUCGUCAUAGUUCUGGUCCUUGCCCUCAAUAUUUUCGCCGUCGCCAUUUACGGUGAAGCCGAGUUCAUUUUCGCUUCCAUCAAGAUCGUCACCAUCAUUGGCCUGCUCAUCCUCGCCCUCAUCAUUGAUGUUGGUGGAGUUCCAGGGCAGCAACGUCUCGGGUUCCAAUACUGGAAUAACCCUGGGGCGAUGAAAGCGUACAUCGCCUCCGGUAGCACUGGUCGUUUCCUUGGUCUUUGGUCCACUCUCGUCAACGCCGCCUUCUCAUAUGGUGGUGUCGAAAUGGUGGCCGUUGCUGCUGGUGAGGCUGAGGAUCCGCGCCGAAAUAUCCCCAAGGCUGUCCGCCGAGUAUUCUGGCGUAUCUUGUUCUUCUACGUCUUGGGCUCAUUGGCGAUCGGCGUAUUGGUCCCGUACAAUGAUCCCAAUCUCUUGAACGCUCGUGAAAAUGGCGCGCCCGGUGCUGCUCAAUCUCCAUGGGUCAUUGCCAUCAAUCGGGCCGGAAUCGAUGCUCUUCCAUCCAUCAUCAACGCUGUCAUCUUGACCUCCGCCUCCUCGUCGGCCAAUGCUUUCUUGUACACGGGGUCCCGAUACCUGUAUGGGAUUGCGCAAAUCCGCCAGGCGCCCCGAUUCCUGCUCAAGUGUACCAAGACUGGUGUCCCUGUGUGGUGUGUGCUGAUCACCUGGUCCAUCUCUCUCCUGACGUACAUGUCUUGCUCUUCCGGGUCGAAUACCGUCUUCACCUGGUUCCAGAACUUGACCACAAUCUCCACGCUCUUCACCUGGGUCAGCAUCUGCAUCGCGUACAUUCGCUUUUACCACGCGUGCCACGCGCAGGGCAUCGACCGCAACCAGUUGCCGUUCAAGUCUCCGUGGCAACCUUACCUCGGCUACAUCUCGGCCAUCUUCUUUGGGCUGAUCAUCUUUUUCAAUGGGUUCGAUUCGAUUGCAGGAACGUGGGACUACCAGGCCUUCAUCACCGAUUACAUCGGAGUGCCCAUCUAUUUCGGGCUCUACCUUUUCUGGAGGAUCUUCAAGCGCACUCACUUCCGCAAUGCGGCCGAAGCCGAUCUGUACACGGGUAAAGCUGCGUUGGACGCCAUAGUGUGGCCGGAGCGUAAGCCGAGAAACAUUGUUGAGAGGAUCUGGUUCUGGAUCGCAUGA